UUAGUCUCGACUUUUCUGUUUGAUUUUCAUCAUGUCUGCUGCGGAGCACUAUGUGGCAGCAGCUCAGCGGUGUCUGCGCGUGGGCAGAAAAUCCCUCUCCUCCUCUCAGAGUCUGGACCUUGCCGCUCAGGUGACCGCCGUAGAUUUGGGGCUGAAACCAGCUCUGUUAUAUGACAGUAACGGCGCCGGUGUGGAGCAGCUGCAGCAGUAUUUGAGUUCCCUGCAGUCUCUCCAGCUUCUCUCUGAAUCUCUCCUCACAAUGGAUUUGAAUGGAAACUGUCUUAUUAUUAACACAAGUGCAGCACGUUCACACCUGGAGCGUGUGCUCUCUGACGGCAGCGUGGCUGUGGUUGACGUCAGCUCCUCACUGGAGAGGCCGCUCAUUGCAGACCGUCAGACGCAGCUAAAAACCACGUUUCAACAUCUGCAGCUUCUUGCUGGUGAUCUUCAGCUCCAGCAGCCUCAGAAACCUUUCUGUGUUGGGAGCAGGUGUGAAGAGUGGAACCUGUGCACGGUGUUCGGCCUCCUGUUAGGUUACCCUUUCGUCUACUGGUUUGAUCAGGCCGAGAGCUUUGAAAACUGUCUGUCCAUGACCCCUCUGACGCUGACGACGGCUUCGGCGGCGUGGCGGGCUGACGGUCACAGGAGCGGUCUGUACUCUUUCAGCGUCCCAGCCGCUCUGCAGGAGGAAACCAGCUGCACCAUGGAAAACUGGAAGCUUCAUCUACAAGAGAGAUUCAAGGAGCAAAACAUAUUGAAGGAUUUAAGUAUUAGUCAGUCCACCGUUACUUUACCCUCAGUCUGUUUGUAAUUCUCACACAUGUUGGAUUUUUUUUAAUUAUUAUGAAUAAAAUGAUCUUCGUUUUCA
Messenger RNA from Oryzias melastigma (Indian medaka), 868 nucleotides. RefSeq names its product linkage group 5 C1orf74 homolog (gene lg5h1orf74). Bases 32 to 811 code for a protein of 259 amino acids. NCBI's taxonomy places the organism in Eukaryota, Metazoa, Chordata, Actinopteri, Beloniformes, Adrianichthyidae. The transcript has a single exon. The record is from RefSeq and is a predicted model, not a curated record.